UCAACCACCGACCAACAUGUCGCCCAGCGUACCAUCGCAAGCCACUGCAGUUUCGGUAGGGAGAUCCGACAACUAUUCAGGCUAUGCACUUCAUCGCGGAACGUUUCCAUCAUUGUCGGCCCUACCCGAGAUGAGUAGGAUGACUCCUUAUACGACAACACCAAGAGCACUCGAGGGUCCUGUCGAGCGUUCUCUUUUUGGGCAGUCGACAAACCUGCUGAUUGAUCCUGUUCAGCGCUUGGCGCAGCCCAUGACGGAUGCACCUCCGUUCCAUGAGACCAAUGUCAUUCAUCCCAUCAUCUCGGGCAAUCAAACAAUUAGACCUGAGAUACAAGCGAAAAUUCACAAGGGAUUUUUCCAAGUGGACGAAAAGUGGACCUGCUAUCGCCGCAACUAUUUCUCUGUCUCGUGUUCUUUUUCUUUAUGCCCUAUGGCUCAUGGUCCCCUUUACCUCAAAUUUUCCGAGCAAUCAACGGCAGAGCGCAUCCUGUCAUUUUCUAUGUCUAUUUCGGCAAUAGUAAAUGCACAAUGCGGGGAGCCUCGAGAGCUGGUUCAGCACACCCCGAAACGAGACAAGCAGUCGGAAAGAAAACCAGGGAAGAUCGUGCUUCAACCGUGCCAACCUUCGCCAUUAGCCCUGGGCCACGGUGGGGCAUCCAGCAGCAGUCCUCACAGCUACUCACUCACACAGUCGGCCGGAAUACCGAUGGAGUAUACUUCCACGUACGCUGGGGCCCCGCAGCCGUCACAGCCCCCGACACAACACACUUUUGAACGCAUCCAAUUUCAGAAAGCGACGGCAAAUAAUGGCAAGCGACGGGCUCAACAGCAAUACUAUAAUCUGGUGGUAGAGCUAUAUGCAGAAGUCUCCCAUCCGGUGGGUGGAACUGAGACCCAAUGGUUUAAGAUAGCCCGCCGACUUUCUCACCCCAUGGUCGUUCGUGGUCGCUCCCCAGGCCAUUACAAAGAUGGCCGACGCGAUAGCUCAACGAGCAUGGGCCCAGACGGGGGGAGUGGGGGCUCGGGCGACGGCACCGGAGGCGCUGUCCUACCCCCGGGCAUAGGACAGGCUGCACGGUCUCACUUGACCUUAAUGCCGUACGACGCUUCUCACCGCGGCGGUCCACAUUAUCCUCGCACCGAUUACCAUCAAAUGACAGCCGCAGACCAGUCACCGCUCAGCGAAAGCCCGCAUAUAUCUUCAUCUUCCUCAUCAGCGUUCGACCUGGGGCUCAUUACGGAUACAAUGGACCCCAUGGAUUCGAUGAAAAAUACGACUAGUAUAGAUUCAUAUCAGGAUCCUGGCUACCAUGUUCUGAAUGGCCGAAAGCCCGGUAGCCAGUACCGCCACCACCUGCCGUCUUUUGACUACGACUCAAUCACUAAAAGCAGCGACGAGACCGGCAACGGGUUCGCGGACACUUACGACCCUAUGGUCUCGUUUGUCCCCAACGACCAGCAUGAGUCGUCGCAUUAUCUGAAACAACCUUCUCGAAUGGCUCCAAAUCUCUUUCACCAUUCCACGAGCAGUGGGUAUGAUCCUGUCUAUUCAACGCGUGCCAGCGACGGCAGUCCUUAUGGUCGCUUUUCAAAUUCCCAGAGUCUGUGCGCUUAGCAGUUGGCACUUUCGGCUUGACCCUGACUUGCCCUUCCUGUUACGCUCCUUUUAGCUGAUGAACCUUGACCUCUAGUCCUGUGGACUGCGUUUCUCCUUGUACCGCCUCCUACAUCCCUUCUCUUCUAUUCUCAGCCUUCUCUCAUUGAAAGCUCCAACACUAUCACUAUAUCUCUGCUAUUCAGAGCCCUCGGGAGGAUCAAACUUGACGGGUCAUUCUGGUCUCCCUUUUGAUGUUGUUUUGUCCUUCCUUUUCUUAUUCCUCUUCUUCUUUCUUUCUUUCUU
Aspergillus aculeatus ATCC 16872 is the source of this 1900-nucleotide messenger RNA. RefSeq names its product NDT80 / PhoG like DNA-binding family protein. The coding region runs from base 17 to 1615 and encodes 532 amino acids. The transcript has a single exon. Gene Ontology annotation, cellular component: nuclear chromosome. Gene Ontology annotation, biological process: positive regulation of transcription by RNA polymerase II; meiotic cell cycle. NCBI's taxonomy places the organism in Eukaryota, Fungi, Ascomycota, Eurotiomycetes, Eurotiales, Aspergillaceae. The record is from RefSeq and is a predicted model, not a curated record. Gene Ontology annotation, molecular function: DNA-binding transcription factor activity; DNA binding.